This is a messenger RNA of Elgaria multicarinata webbii, 7393 nucleotides long. It is a transcript of the gene IMPA2, whose product is annotated as inositol monophosphatase 2. Lineage: Eukaryota; Metazoa; Chordata; Lepidosauria; Squamata; Anguidae. The coding region runs from base 273 to 1145 and encodes 290 amino acids. The transcript has 8 exons. The record is from RefSeq and is a predicted model, not a curated record. Gene Ontology annotation, biological process: phosphatidylinositol phosphate biosynthetic process; signal transduction; inositol metabolic process. Gene Ontology annotation, molecular function: inositol monophosphate 1-phosphatase activity.
UCAGCACUCUGCAGCCGGGAAGAGACGCCUCGUGUGGCUGAAGUAAACAACUCCCUCUGCCUCCCCCACCACCGGGAGGAGAAGCCCAAGCGAAGCCGGAGAAAGUUAGAGCAGCCACGAGCGCCCGCUCUGGACGGGCAGCUGAGCCCCCCUCCCAUUCCGACCCCCCCCCCCCGCUUCAGUUCUCCCCGCAGCGUCUCUUUUGGUCAUUGAGAGCCGAAAGGUGUCCUCGCAAGCGCCCCAUCGGAGGCGAAGGGGAAGCCACGGCUGCCAUGAAACCCAGCGGGGAACCAGAGUCGGUCGCGGGCGGUGCGGACGACCCCUGGAAGGAGUGCGUGGAGGUGGCGGUGCAGCUGGCGCUGCGGGCGGGACAGAUUAUUCGGAAAGCUCUCACUGAGGAAAAGCAGGUGUCGACCAAAACAUCUGCAGCAGAUCUUGUGACAGAAACUGAUCAUUUAGUGGAAAAUUUAAUUGUUUCUGCUCUGAAAGAAAAGUUUCCCUCUCACAGGUUUAUUGCGGAAGAAGCUACUGCUGCUGGUUCAAAGUGUAUACUCAAUGACAGUCCUACCUGGAUUAUUGAUCCUGUUGAUGGCACCUGCAAUUUUGUACAUAGGUUUCCAACUGUGGCCGUUAGCAUUGGAUUUGCUGUUAACCAAGAGCUUGAAUUUGGUGUAAUUUAUCACUGCACUGAAGAACGAUUAUACACUGGUAGAAGAGGUCAAGGGGCAUAUUGUAAUGACAAAAGGCUUCAGGUAUCAAAAGUGACAGAUAUUUCAAAGGCCUUGAUUUUAACUGAGAUUGGUCCAAAACGAGACCCUGACACUUUGAAACUGUUUCUCAGUAACAUGGAGCGAUUGCUCAAGGCUCAAGCUCACGGGGUCCGUGUAAUUGGAAGCUCUACCUUGGCACUCUGUCAUCUAGCAUCUGGUGCUGCAGAUGCAUAUUACCAGUUUGGCUUGCACUGCUGGGAUUUGGCAGCAGCAACUGUUAUUAUCAGAGAGGCAGGUGGUGUGGUAAUGGAUACUUCAGGUGGACCUCUAGACCUUAUGUCAUGUCGUGUCGUUGCAGCAGGUACCCAGGAAAUGGCCACAUUCAUAGCUCAGGAAAUACAGACUAUUCACUAUAGACGAGAUGAUGAGAAUUGAACAGACUUAAGUAUUUCUGAAAAUUACACAAAACCGGCCCUUUUGAAACUACUUCUGUUCCUUCAAGAUGGACUAUUUAUAGGAUAAAUGGUUUAGGUGUGUGUGUGUGUGUUUGUACAGUCUAUAUAACAAAGGUAUUAUGAAACGGUUUUACUUGUAUUAUAGGAAGGUGAAGGGAAACUUUUUAAUUUUUGUAAGCUUCUUGGUCCAUUUUUAAUGAGAAUUUAUUUCAGCUAUGCUUUUUAAUGUCACAGGCAUCCCAGAGUGAGUGUGUUUCUUGCCUCUUUGAGACUGAAACAGGGGGGCAUUUUUUGUUACCACAUGCAACUAGAACAAAACUUUAUUUAUACAGAUCUCAGGUAAAUUGGGUUUUUUCCCCCACAGCAAGGGAUGAGAAAUUUUAAAAUGUGUGCCUAAAGUACCCUCCUCCAACCGAGAAAAAAUGUUGUUACUCUUUUUCUAAAUUUUGAAGUACGUACAUUGAAUACAACUUCAGAUACUUACAUUCAUUUAUAUGGUACACACAAGUGUGGUAAUGGUACAUAUCCUUGAAUGGCAUAUUAUUCUGUGAGUAGUAAUGCAAAUUUAUACUAUUAGUGCUGAUCAGAUGAAAAGCUGUAUUUUUCUAGCAUUCAAAAUUAUUUAGCUUGUUUCAAGCAGCAGAACAUAAUCUUAGCAGAGUUUUUAGAAAUGACCUGAAAGAUUUGAGAGGACACUAUGAUACAGGCGUGUGAUGGCUUUAGCUAAUUAGCAGUUAGCAUAAAGCUAGCUUGGUAUGUAGUAUAUCAUCCGAUGUCAUCAGCUAAAGAGUGCAAUAGCUAUUCUGGUCACUGCCGUACUUGAGGCAUUACUGUGGGAGGAAGGAAUUCUAUGAGGGUAUAUUGAAUGCAAGGAGAGACUUGCACUGCUGAGUGCUAGUAUUAUCUGAGUAAUUUUUUGUGGCUCACACAAUGGCAGAUGUAUUCAAAGUACUGAAAGGAGACAUCCAACCAAUAUACUGAAAAUGGUGGCACAAUGUUCUUCUGGCAGCUGCACCCAUUCAGUUGUAGUGAGAACCAUGGGAUCAAAUCCUUGAGUAGAAAAAGUGCACAUCCCUGGGAAUACAUGGGGUGCCGCAACCAGUGGCGCCCCACCCAGGGACAGCAUGUGCCCGUCCUGGGAAGUGCGGGAGGAACUGAGGAUGGCGCCACCCCACCCAGGGAUGGCACGAUCAGGGGUCCCCAAACACUUGCUGGCAAGGAAUUAUUUCCCCUGCUGAUGGAGCCUCACUGGUCUAGAGCGGCUGGGGUUUCUGCCGCUCUUGCGUCACGACUCUGCCGGCAGGGGAAAUAAUCAAUGGAGCCUGCCACAUGACACAAUAACCAAUGGUUGUGCAGAAAAACAACUCUCUGUUGGUUAUUUUUUGGAAAUAACCAGCUAUGGCAUGGUUUUUGCCCAACAGACAACACAAUAGUCAAUGAGGGACUAUUUAAGCAAUGGUUAUUAAGUAGUCUACUGUUGACUAAUGUGUCAUCCGAACUGAGCCAUUGUCUAAGAAAGGUUUGUGAAGGUAAGGGCAGCGUUCUCCGGCCUGCUCCUACUGGAUUUAGCAUGGGCCAAGACAAAGACGCCAGAAGCUCACCAAGUGAGGUAUAAGACUUUAAUCAGACUAAGGGUAGGGUUAAUACAUGGGGAGAACAACUAAAAGAUUAGCAUCCAAGCAUGCAUAACACAGAACCCAGUAAUGGUUUAAAACAAUAAAACUUAACGGUGCUUAAUACUCACACCCGGCCUGGCCUUCCCAUCAUAGUUCUUACUUUCCUCCUUGAGAGAAGCUGGCACACCAGGCAUUUGGGGAGGGUCCCAUCUCAUACCCUUUCUUCCCUGCUCAGUCCCUCCUCCCUUCUGGGGCUUUGUUCUUUGCCUCCUCUUCGCACCUCUCUCUGCCCGGGUGAUCACUCAAGGCUAUUUGGCAGAUAAGGUCCUGCGUCCUGGCGCCAAGCCCAGCUAUCUGUCUCUCUCCCAUCUCCAGGUGUCGACCAAGGCCAAUUGUCUUAACUUUUAGUACAUCAUAAAAACUAGCUAAAAUCCUCCCUUCCCCACUACAUCACCCAUGUGUCUUCUAUCCAACGCGGUCUACCCACUUUCCCUUACAAGGUUUACCUCCUCUGCUCUUUGUGAGAGCUGGGCCAUAGAACUGACAUAAAAUUGUAGUUCUCCACUUUAGCAAUGUAAUCCUGAUGAUUUUUAGUAUUCUAUGCAGAUACUAGACAUAACUCCUGAUUUACACAGUCUGCUUUUCAUGAACAUUCCCCAAUCCUAAAGACACUGGAGGUAAGUGCCAUUCAAACUAAUGAUACCUUUAAGUAAAUGUAUUCUGCUCAGGAUUGGGAUUUAAGACUGAGCCAGUUGCCCCAAUAUGUAAAUCUCGGGCUAGAAAUUUCCUUUUACUUUUCUCCCAAAAAAAUAUAAACCCUCCCUUUGCUAAGCAGAUAAAAGUAUUUUCUGAGGAUUUUUUUCCUAGCUGUGUCUUCAGUGGAGAAAAAGGAGGGUACAAAGAAUAUGAAUAAGUUAAUUCUGUAUGUUGCUUUGGGAAUGCCAAUGUAUGAGUUGAAAAAGCGGCAUGCAAAUGUUAUAAACUAAUACCUUAAAUGAAGGGUUUUUAAUGAUACGGCACCCCUGCAGCGUGUUAACCUUGCUGCUAUCGUGUUUUUGUUUAUGGUGAUGUCUUUGAAGGUACUGCUUGUGUCAUAUAGCUCCAGCUUGGGAGCUAAGCCUCCUUGGAAAUAAUCAUUUUAUUUUGUGAAGUGGUUCACUAAAAUUUGGCCAUAAAAUGGGAGGAUUGUCAUUUAUUAUUAAUUGCAUUACAAAAAUAACCAGGUGCCUGUGAGUCGCUCCCUCAGUCCUAUUCCACAUAGAAAUGGCAAUGAAUGUGUUGUCUGUGUGAAAUACCUCAUUUUCCCAAGUACAAAGAGUUGUGACUUGAGUGCUGGGAAAAUCUGGUAUCUCUAGCAGAAGUGAAAUCUUGAUGAAUGUCCACAACAAGAAAGCAUUUAAGCCAGUUAUGCAGAAAGGCCCUAAGAGUGCAGAUUCAACAAACUGAAAUGAUUUUCAUAUGUUGAUGACCUCGUUGGUUUCAAAAUGAGUCACACUUUUGAUUUCAGUGUAGUCUCUUGUGUUUUAGCAAGGUGGGAGGGGACAAACUUUAAACCUAAUUGUCCCAGUGCUUAAAUACUCAUGCUAUACUUGAACACUGGUCCUAGUAACUUACUUUCUGGCUCAAAAUACUGCCAGCUCCUCUGCUGACUGAUGCUUCUGUUCAUUUGCCAGGUAUGGGGCAGUGGGGGGAAACACCAACAGAUUAUAUCCAUUCUCAUGAAUGCAACCUUUAUGACUGAAAGAUCUAUUGCUGCCUAAUUUCUUCCCAUUCUGUGGUCAUUUAGAUGCAGGGACCUUAGUUAAGAAGGAAUAUGUUGGCUGUGGCAGCUAGAACAUGUAAAAGUUCUAAAACAACAAACUGAUGUGCCAAUAAACCAUUAGGAAACAGCCAUAAACCAUGAUGAUACACUGCCAUUGCACAAAUAUUUAAAGUUGAGAAUUUGUGUAUUUUUUAAUCACUGUUGAUGUAAUAAUACUUACUUAUAUAGCACUUCAGAAUGUUCAAAGCACUUCCUCAUACAUCAUUUGUACAUGUUGCAACAACCUACUAAAGUCAAAGUUGUCCUUAUAUUCCAGAUUGGGAGGUGGGGGUGCUGAAGCCGAGAGAGUAUGACUUGCCUAAAGGCAACAAGUGAAUUCAUGGCAGAUGCAAGAUUCAAAAAGGAUUUUCCUGAUUUGUAGCUCAAUAUCUUAAGGUCAAACUGCGUGUUUUUUUAAGUUUGCAAUCUUAUAUGUAGUACUUAGGAAUAGAGGCCAAACCAGACAUUCUGUAAAUCUACAGCUCACAGCUGUGAUCUGGUUUUAUUUAAACCUACUAGCUACAAGAAGUAUCCUCAGUUGAGGAAUUAGUUCCUUCAAUUUUGUGAGCUUUGGCCAUUUGCUGCCACCUGAAAUAGUUUCUAACUUACCUUUGGUUCCCAAGUGCAGGGACAAAUAAAAAGGGAUAAUUUGCUGUCAUUGCUUUUGAACUUUCAUGGGACAUCUGGUCUGCCACAGUUUAAGGCAGAGUGCUGGACUAUAGCUACAAAACAAAAUAGGCCAGCUAAAUAAAUGUAAGUGUCCAACCUGCAGCUAGCUAUAUAAUCAGAAAACUGCUCUGGCAGUUUGUGACAGCCACAGCAAAGUGCUUGUACUUAUUUUGUUUUCACUCACAACUAAAAAUGAUAAUUUCUGUAAUAUUGAUCAAGUUAGGGACGUAGGAAGCUGCCUUAUACUGAGUCAGACCAUUGGUCAAUCUAGCCCAGUAUGACAGUUUCAGGCAGGGUUCUUUCCUUGCUCUACCAAAACAGGGCAGAUCAUUUUUUUAAAUGGUCCAACCUGUGCAGCAAACAAGAAAUGCAACAUAGUCUGGACAUUUACUUAGAAGCAAGUUUUACUGAGUUCAGCUGGAUAUUCCAGUUACCUUAAAUGUGUUGGGAUGUUGAAGAUACUAAUCUCCAAGGAUACCCGUUCUGGCAAGUCUAUAAGACUACGUCUUACUCUCCACAUCAUUUGGAUUACGUGUGGCCACACUGUAUUUUAGUGAUUGCAUCCAAUAUUUAUUUAUCCCUUAUGUUUGCAACUUAACAGUGCUAAACUAUUAAUACUACAUGUAAAACAGUUUAUCUUUGCGGAAAUUUGUUUUAUUCCCCCAAAACAUUAUGCAUACAGAUCUGAAAUGACUUGACUUGUUAGCAGGUGUGUUAUUCAACGGAAAGCUUACAAGUGUAACCCUGAACACAGUUGUUUUCUAAUGUCACUUACUUUAAUAGAGGUCUUGUCUACAUCAUGUUUUUGUUUAUGGUUAUCAGCGUCUUUCAAGUAUUCAUUAGGACUUUAAUUUGUGAAGUACUGUGAAAAACUUCAGCCUUAGAAUGUACUGAGGCUUUUGUUCUCUUUGUAAAGUAUUCACUGUUAAAAUGAAAACUGGGAGGUCCCCAACCAUGAUGUGCAUACUGUGGCUGGAUCCCAGCCACAGUAUGGGUACUGAUGUAUAUAACUUUGAGCAGGAAGACUACUGAAGACCACUUGCCAUGUUUUGUUUAGAUGUAUAGUCUUUUCUUCUGACACAAGCACAGAAGAAACAGGUUCUUCGUAUUUACAGCAGAAGCCAGCUGAUGAUAGCACUGAAUGGCUGGAAACUGGUUACAUUACUGGCUCUCCUCCCUGACCCAGAGUGUGUGUAUGUGCUUUAAUAUUCUAAUUUUUAGGAAGAGGGGGAGAAUGUGCAUUUAAUUGAAUCAAUGCUCAUGUUGCACAUUUUUAAAAAGUGAAUAGCUGGACUUAAGUACGUAUGUGGUCGGGGGAAGAUUCAAAAAGUUUACCAAACAAGUAUUCUAUUUCUUGGCCAAUACAUCUGUCAAAUGUAUUCUGAAGUUGUAGAGUAGGGCACCUGGACUUGAGCUGUAAAAGAAAGUUACAAUGAAUUCUGAUUUUGUAUCUAUUUCCAGAGGAUAGCCAUGUUAGUCUAUUGCAGCCAAAACAACAAAGUGUCUCAUAGCACCUUAAAAUGCUAACAAAUAUAUUCUGGCAUAAGCUUUCAUGAACUAAAGCCCAUUUCCUCAGAUGCAUGGAGUUGUUAGAGUGAGUUUCAGAUUUACAUAUAAGACAUAUAUUGGUGGUGAUGGAGAGAAAUGUAAACAAUGAAAGAAGGAAAUUAAAUGCUGAAAGUACUGACAAGUGACAUAAACUUUAAACAGUGGUCAGUCAUAUUACAAUUGCAAUGCAGUGUGUAAAAAGGGGAAUAUCUUUUUAAUGCAAGGAUGACUGUCAUUGAUCAAGUGUUCUAGUUAGGUUGAGAUAUUAUUAUUGCACACCUGUAUCUGUUGUUUGAUAAGGUAUUCUGGCAAACUCUUGCAAAUCAGUGUUAUCCUCUGUGGGAAUCAGCCAUUUGUUUUCUCAGUGGAGAUGGAAAUGAUAACAUUUUACUGUCUAAUACUUUGAGUAUUUACAACAUCAUGUUAUAUAGUACAGGGGAUGGGAAUGUGGGAAUUCAGUACUAGUCAAUUUCUCUGUCAGUGAAUUUAACAUGCCUUGAUGAAUCUUUUAAUUACUGGUCAAGCUUAUGCUCAGUUGGUUGGGUCUGUGGGAAAGGUAAUAAUUACACUGAUUUCCAGUCUUUCCACUGAAUA